AUGGCGGCCAUGGCAGGGGAGGAGGAGGAGUACGAGGCGGUGCUGUGCGUGAAACCGGCGGUGCACGUCUACCGGGUACCGCCGCGGGCCUCCAACCGCGGCUACAGAGCUGCGGAGUGGCAGCUGGACCAGCCGGCGUGGAGCGGCAGGCUGCGGAUCACAGCCAAGGGCAAGAUCGCCUUCAUUAAGCUGGAGGACAAGACCUCGGGAGAGCUUUUUGCCCAGGCACCGGUGGAGCAGUUCCCUGGCAUCGCUGUGGAGAGCGUGAUGGACUCCAGCAGAUAUUUUGUCAUCCGGAUCGAAGACGGGAACGGCCGUCGAGCUUUCAUCGGAGUGGGCUUUGUCGACCGUGGGGAUGCUUUUGACUUCAACGUGGCUCUCCAAGACCAUUUUAAAUGGGUGAGGCAGCAGAGCGAGCUGGCCAGACAGGCCGAGAACCCCGAUCAGGGACCCAAACUGGAUCUGGGCUUCAAGGAGGGGCAAACCAUCAAACUCAACAUUGCGAACAUGAAGAAAAAAGAAGGAGCAACAGGGAACACCAGACCGCGGCCAGCGGGUCCUGGGGGCCUGAGCUUGCUCCCACCGCCUCCCGGAGGAAAAUCUUCUGCUCCGCUUUGUCCUUCCGGAGAGCGGCCAUCUUCGCUGUCCGCUCCCACCCAGCUCCCGGGCACUCCCAUCACAGACUCCCUCUUGUCCUGGCCGCAGCCCGCUGCUGCUCCCUCUGCCGCCGCCGCCGAUGUCUGGGGAGACUUCGCCAAAGCUUCGGGGUCGGCUUCUAACCAGACUCAGGCAAACGCAGGCUGGGUUCAGUUCUGACCCCAGCCCCUCAUACGCUCUUCCCUGCUCGGGUGCUGGGAUCGUCGCGAUUCCUUCAGGACCAAAGCUCGGGCUUCGGGACACCCCGCUCCUGCCCUUAAAUCCCUCCCCCGGGAUCAAAAUGCUGAAAUAAGUGCCGGAGAGCAAAUGAACACGUGCCUUAAAACACUCCACAGCAUUGGGGGCCUUUUAUUUUCUACCUGGAUUGCAGCAAACCUCUGAGGCUUCUCCUUUUGCAAAAAAAAAGCCGUCGGCUUCAUGGCCUCUCCGUAAUAACGAGAGGGUGAGCAAGUGCUCACAGCCGGAGGACUUUUGCUUGUAGCGCUGCCCUAAUUAAGGUAAUUUUCGCCAAAGGUUUAUGCGAUAGAGCCUCCUUGGAGACUUCUCCGCUUUCUCCUCACAUAUUUGGGCUGGAUAAAUCCUUCCCUCGGUGGGGACCAUCCUCCUGGAGACGUCUUACCUGCAAAAUCCAGAUGAACGCGCUGUCGAGACACCGAGCGUCACCCCGAUUUCCCCCCCCCCCAAGUGCUUAACUCGGUGAUGCGGGAGGUGGGGAGCCAGACUGCUGCGUUUCCAUGCUGAAAUUCCGAAUUUCUUGCUCUGGGAAGGUUUAUGUUUUUUUUUCUCCCUCCUCUAUUUUGAAGAUGGAUUUUUACUUCUUUCUGCGGACAUUUUAUUAAGCCUUAUAUGCAAUGAAGGACAGAACGGAGUCGGUCUCUUUGACAGAGCUGGGGUUGAGAUUCCUCUUUAAACAAAUAAAUAUUUUCUUACCUAUUUAUA
Gavia stellata (red-throated loon) is the source of this 1596-nucleotide messenger RNA. Its product is annotated as adaptin ear-binding coat-associated protein 2-like. Gene Ontology annotation, biological process: endocytosis. Gene Ontology annotation, cellular component: clathrin vesicle coat; membrane. Lineage: Eukaryota; Metazoa; Chordata; Aves; Gaviiformes; Gaviidae. The record is from RefSeq and is a predicted model, not a curated record. The transcript has 8 exons. The coding region runs from base 1 to 816 and encodes 271 amino acids.